CAUACAUUCCUGCUCACACGUCGUGAUUCUAUUAUUCUGCAAACAGACACUGAGGGAGACAAACUUAUUCAUGUAGACAGAUGCAUGAACAAUCCAAACAGCUGGAUACUCGACUAAGACAGCUGUGCUUUUUGUAGCAUACUAUGAGCAAAUAUUUUGAGAGCUGAACUCAGAUUAGAUCUUUUUGUGGUCAGUAUGGCAGUAAACAACACUAUGGUGGUCUUUGCACUUGACUUAACAGACAAGUUAUAGCUGUAUAGAGUAAACAAUAGAGCAGCAAAGUAGAGGAAAACAACAGAGUAACAACACGGAUUACUAUCAGCACCCUUUGUGUAGUCAACCUAACCAGGACAGCAUCGACAGCCUGCCACCAGGGAAAAGAGAGGUGAUGGAGAAGUUUUUUAAGCCUGUCCACAGCCCUUCUGCACCAGAUGAGAUUAAACCACGGAAGAACCACCAUCACCAUCAUCACCAAGACUCUCAGUCACAAAGGUACACAAGGUUUGAUGACACUGAGCGAAACACAGAUGACGGUCGAGGGAACCAUCGCCAUCAUCACCACAGUCAUUAUAACCAUGACAGCCCUCACCAUGAUGGCCACUAUCCUCAUCAGUUUCACCAUAGCGAGGAGGAUGAGAUCCUUUACGACCACCGCGCUCCUGUAACUUUCUCCAGGGCGUCUUCCUCUUCCCUCUCCUCUUCUUCCUCCUCUUCUUCCUCCUGGUACACAGAGCCGAACGAUCCCUUCUCUCUUCGUCAUGCUGAGCGGCCACAGCACUCCCUGUCCUGCUCCAACAUCCCAGAUGUGCGUAUAGGUUUCCAGGAAGAUGACAGCAGUGAGCCCAUUGUUUUUGCCACCAUCCGCCAUGGCAAAAAAGACAGUGUUUGUAGCGAGAUACAGGAAGGCUCAAAGCAGAGGGGAAAGCGUGGUUUCUCAUCUCUUGACCGAGGUCACAGUCGGAGCGAUGAAGGCUAUCUGCAGGGCAAUGAUGGAGGAGAACAAUCCAGAGCAUCGCACAUUAACUAUGGGCCUUUGUAUAAGACAACUAGUUUGAACCAAAGCCUGGCUUUCAGUGAGGAGGACAUUCUGUUAGGGGUCUCCAGAGGCCCCAAGAGGGCAGUGUCUUCCAGCCAGCUACCCAGCAAAGGAAUCCUCAAGAACAAGGACGGUCAACUUGACAUUCGCAAGGCUAAGUCAAUGGAGGUGUUGUCUCCGAGAGUUUCCAAAGGGCAAAGUCAGAGUGGGCAGAAGGGCAAAGGACUGACUCCAGCUGAGGUAGAGGAAGCCAGGGCCAAGUUUGUGCGGGGAAAGUUGCAGUUCUCAGCUUUUCUAGAUGAGAUUACAAAACAGGUUAUAAGUCCAUCAGAUCUCAACAUCUUGGGUGUGAGCAAACUUAAGACUACUGGGAAGACAUCUGCCCCAUCCCCAACAUCUGGCCCAGUGAAGCCUCAGCUCCCACCCAAGAAGCACAGAGAGAGUGCGGGUAGUGAGACGGAGCAACAACGGAAACAUACUAGCAGAAAGGAGAAAGAAGCUUCCAGGAGCUCUGGAAAACACUCAGACUGCUCCAAUCCUGACAAGCUAAUCUCAUACGCAGCCAGGAACCACCAUGGUAGCCCCCCGCCUCAUCACUACCCCGGCUCUGCCAGCCACAACACCCAUCAUACAACCAACCGUAAAGACCGUAGGCCCUCGCCCACCGGAGGCUCCGUGUCGGAAGACAGAUAUGGCAGAUGUGGAUCUCAUCUCAUGGAUGGAACAAGCACCAGCCCUGAACCCGCCCAACCCAAACAACGGCACCACCGCAAACUGCAGCCCAGCACGUCCCACAACCAACAUACUCAGCACUUCCCUCAGCCGGUACAUUCAGGCGCUGGGCACCGAGGGCCAAGCAUCUCCCCUCCAUCCACAGCCCAGGGUGGAAGGCCAGGUGUGGGAUCUGAGUCCUCAUCUACAAAAUCUGACUCAUCCAGGGCCAGAGACACAGCAUCCACAGCCACCAGCCACAGCUCAGAGCAGAGUGGUCGACACCAGUCACAGCAUGUGGGACAUCCUAAACAGCACAGGGACAUGCUGUGUGAUGCCAACCAUGUUCAGGCACUGCAGGAUGAGAAUGCAGAUCUUCACCAGAACCUGCUGCAGACGGUGGUUUGCAUCGAGAGCCUGGAGGGGGAGCUGCAGAGGACCAGGGACGAGCUCAGCCACGUCAAAGAGAAAUAUAAAAGCCUUCUGCAGACACAUACAGGAACCAAACAGGCCAAUAACCUGCUGGGGGAGCACCUGCAUAUAGCGUCGGAGAGCCUGACCAGUGAAAGAAAGUAUCUGCUUAACCGUGUGUCCCAGCUGAGCUCAGAGCUGGAGGACGCCCACAGGACCAUCGCAGCGCUGGAGAACAUUAAUGUACCGUGCUUGAUAAAGGAUUUACUGGAGAAGCACUUUGACUCAGCCGAGGCUGUAAAGAAGUUUCUAACGACUCCUGCUCCAACCAGCCUGUUGGCCUCUGUCCCACAAACAGAAAACCAAUCACAUUCUCCGAAAGUGGAAGGAGCAGCAUAUGAUUGGUUGACGAAAUCAGAAGCAAGUCCUGAGAGGGUGACAGCAUUCAUGCCAUUUAAGCAGGACGUCCCACCGACAGGAAAUGAAGUCAGUCUCUCAGGUCAGGAUGAGUCGAGCCACAGCCCCCCUUUCUCUGUGGCUGACAUCAGCACUGCUAUCUAUAAGAAAAUGGCGGCCAGUUAUGCUGCCAGACCACAACCUCUUUACCCAAAAAGCCAGCAGCAGCUUUCUACUGUUGGCACUAACCAUGCUGACACUCCUCCAGACCCCCGGCGGGCACGUGUGGGUGUUGAUAACUGGGAUGGGAAGGGAGGGUUAAAGGUAAUGCUUUUGGAGCAGGACGCUGAGGAUGUCAAUUCCAUGUCCGCUCAGCAAAUCCUGGAUGAUUUCCUGCAGCAGCUGCAGGCUCGCAAGGAGGCUGGUGGAGGGAAGAAGCCACAGAGUGGGCAGGAGUGGGCGAGUGGAGUGGAACAAACAGGCAAAAUAGCUGACUGAAAAUGUCAUCAUCAAAGGUCGUGGCAGGAUGAAUGUAUAUGCUCGUUUUAUUGUUAUCGUUUAAAUAUGUAUCGAUUCAUGUUUCCUGUGAAAAUCUGUCAUAUGCAAACACUGCUUUUCCAAAAUGCUGUCUGCUUGUAGAUUAUGUACUUUAAGGUAAUCCAUGGAGUAGAAAGGAGCUCAUAAAGUUGAAGGAUGAAAAAUGCAAAAAAAGACUUGCAGCAGCUGCAUCAAUAAAAUGAACAACAAAGUGUAAUUACAAAAUGUUUAAAAAAUGAUUAUUCUAUUCUAGUAAUAUUUUGAAAUAUACUUUAUAAAUGUACCGCUGCUUAAGCAAUAUUUUUAAAAAAUGCUGUGUCUUUUAUAACCUGUGCCCAUUUUUCUGGUAAUGUUCUCCUAAAUUAACAGAGAGCACAUUGAUCAUAUACAAUGUUAUCGUUGACACAGAGGAUGAAAUUACUGUUAACAAUGUCUGGUUUCUGUGUUUAACAGCCCCCAGUGUAGAGAGAUUAAAUGAAAAGCCCAUGUCCAUGUCCUUGUCUAUGGUAAUAGACAUUAUUUUCAUCCCUGUGAAAAAUGUGAAAAUUUACCUGUUAACAAGUGCAAGAAACCAUCAUAAUUUUCGACAGCUUUUCAUUUCAGUUGUAAGCAACAGCUAUGAUGGACCUUAAGACACAUUAGUAAGAUGAAAGACAAGGCUUUCAAAACCUGUUGAAAUCAAGGGCGUCUGCUAAUUGUAUACUUAUGGAUGAAAAGAAGUGACAAAGGCUGACAUUUUUCUUCUACUUUUAUUCAAAGCAAUUUAAACAGGCACAAUUACCUCUUCCUUUUUAUGUAGACAUAUGUCAAUAUUUGUAUAUUUGUGAAUAAUAAUUCUUAAACUUAAGGGAGGAGAUAACUGAGAGUUUGAACAGAAUAAAGAAAACUGGCAUUAAACGACUACAUUUUUAAAUGAUUUACUGGAAAACAUAAUUUAGAUUUUGCUGUGCAUGUGGAGAUUUGUGUAAAUAGUUAGUGAUUUUGUGUUUGUUUGUAUGUGAUAUCUGAAAUAGCUGGCCUUUCCUUUUUGAAAUUAUAUGAUGUCUGGUGUAGAUAAUUUAGGCUAAAAAAACUGCAGUUCAUAUACAAAGUUGUGAUUGUUUACAGGUAUUGUGAAGAUGUAGAUUAGAUAAAGUACAGCAGCAGCUUAUUACUGUAAUUUUUAUCUUGAUAGCCCCAAUGUCUCUCUGCAUCUUGUCAGUAUGAAAACUUCUAGUCUGUGUCAUUACAGCUAUUCUACCAAUAAAGAUAAUCAUAUUAAAUCAG
Amphiprion ocellaris (clown anemonefish) is the source of this 4357-nucleotide messenger RNA. RefSeq lists its product as uncharacterized. The coding region runs from base 389 to 3052 and encodes 887 amino acids. The transcript has 7 exons. NCBI's taxonomy places the organism in Eukaryota, Metazoa, Chordata, Actinopteri, Pomacentridae. The record is from RefSeq and is a predicted model, not a curated record.